This is a messenger RNA of Pimephales promelas (fathead minnow), 3260 nucleotides long. It is a transcript of the gene ppp4r3b, whose product is annotated as protein phosphatase 4, regulatory subunit 3B. Lineage: Eukaryota; Metazoa; Chordata; Actinopteri; Cypriniformes; Leuciscidae. Gene Ontology annotation, biological process: protein dephosphorylation; DNA damage response. The record is from RefSeq and is a predicted model, not a curated record. Gene Ontology annotation, molecular function: protein phosphatase activator activity. Gene Ontology annotation, cellular component: protein phosphatase 4 complex; nucleoplasm.
UCAGACGAGCGACGAUGAAGUGAAAGACACACAAGAUGGCGGCGAUCGGUGGAUAGACGGACAUUCACGUAAACAUUUAAACGACCCGACCCAAUUAGCCCUCAUUCAGAGCCGUAACCGAGAGCCAAAGAAAGUUUAACGAUACAGUAGACCGUUCACGCGAGAGUCUGACGAUCACGAAGCUGAAUCUCCGAGAUUUGGCUCAUUCUACAGGUAAACUGAUUUCGUAGGCUUAAAAUGAUCGAUUGGAGAUCGAAAGCGAGUGUUGAGAGCUAAAUAAACCGUUGAGUGAGUCUCGUCGGGUGGUUUCCAGGGGGCAGCGUGGUUUAGUGAGGUAAACCGGGGGUUCAGUGAGGUAAAUUGGUGGUUUAGUGCGGUAGGAUGUGUAGUUCCCGGCUGUGUGGAUGCGAGGGCAGACAGUGCUAGUUUAGUGAGGGGAAUAUGCGCCAGGACUGCUAGUGUCGGAGAGGUUUGAGCUAGUGAAGAUGAGCGACACCCGGAGGCGAGUGAAGCUGUACACGCUGAACGAGGACCGGCAGUGGGAGGACCGGGGCACGGGGCAUGUGUGCUGCUCCGACGAGGAGACCUCGCUCACGGUCACCGCAGAGUCCGACGGGUCACUGCUGCUGGAGUCCAAGAUCAUCACCAGCACUGCGUAUCAGAAACAGCAGGACACGCUCAUCGUGUGGUCCGAAGCGGAGAACUAUGACCUGGCUCUGAGUUUCCAAGAGAAAGCCGGCUGUGACGAAAUCUGGGAGAAGAUCUGUCAGGUGCAGGGCAAGGACCCGUCGGUGGAGAUCACGCAGGACCCGAUGGACGAGUCGGAGGAGGAGCGUCUGGAGGAGCUGGAGGCGGCGCACGUGCUGGACCUGCCGGCCUGCGAGCCGGAGCACCUGGAGGAGAUCGCGGAGCUGGUGACGUCAGUGCUGUCCUCGCCCGUGCGCCGCGAGAAGCUAGCGCUAGCUCUGCUGAGCUCCGGGUUCAUCCGCAAGCUGCUGCUGCUGUUCCGCUCCUGCGAGGACGCUCACCACCGACAGGCGCUGCACCACCUGUACGAGAUCGUGCGCGGCGUGCUGUUCCUCAACAAGGCGUCCCUGUUCGAGGUGCUGUUCUCGGACGACUGCAUCAUGGACGUGGUGGGCUGUCUGGAGUACGAGCCGGCGCUGGCCCAGCCCCGCAGGCACCGCGAGUUCCUCACACACACCGCCCGCUUCAGGGAGGUCAUCCCCAUCACCGACUCCGAGCUGCGGCAGAAGAUCCACCAGACCUACCGCGUGCAGUACAUCCAGGACAUCAUCCUGCCCACGCCCUCCGUGUUCGAGGAGAACUUCCUGUCCACGCUGUCCUCCUUCAUCUUCUUCAACAAGGUGGAGAUCGUCAGCAUGCUGCAGGAGGAUGAGAAGUUUCUGACGGAGGUGUUCGCUCAGCUGACGGAUGAAGCCACAGAGGACGAUAAGAGGAGAGAGCUGGUGAACUUCUUCAAGGAGUUCUGUGCGUUCUCACAGACGCUGCAGCCGCAGAACAGAGACGCCUUCUUCAAAACGCUGGCCAACCUCGGCAUCUUACCCGCGCUGGAGAUCGUGCUGGGCAUGGAUGACGUGCAGGUGAAGGCCGCCGCUACAGACAUCUUCUCCUACCUGGUGGAGUUCAGCCCGUCGAUGGUGCGAGAGUUCGUCAUGCAGGAGCCACAGCAGGCCGACGACGACGUGCUGCUGAUUAACGUGGUCAUCAAGCAGAUGAUCUGUGACUCGGACCCUGAGCUGGGCGGAGCCGUGCAGCUGAUGGGGCUCCUGAGGACCCUCAUCGACCCCGAGAACAUGCUCGCCCCCGCCAGCAAAGCGGAGAAGAGUGAGUUCCUGAGCUUCUUCUACAAGUACUGCAUGCAUGUGCUGACGGCUCCUCUGCUGGCCAACACCGCUGAAGAGGACCACGAUCUGACCGAGGGAUCAGCGAAAGUCAACCCCGUGUGUCCAGAUAACUUCCAGACGGCGCAGCUGCUGGCUCUGAUCCUGGAGCUGCUGACCUUCUGCGUGGAGCACCACACGUACCACAUCAAGAACUACAUCAUGACCAAAGACCUGCUGCGGAGAGUGCUGACGCUCAUGAACUCCAAACACACCUUCCUGGCGCUGUGUGCCCUGCGCUUCCUGAGGCGGAUCAUCGGCCUGAAGGACGAGUACUACAACCGCUACAUCAUGAAGGGGAACCUGUUUGAGCCGGUCAUCAACGCCCUGCUGGACAACGGCAGCCGCUAUAACCUGCUGAACUCGGCCGUCGUGGAGCUCUUCGAGUUCAUCAGAGUCGAGGACAUCCGGUCCCUCAUCGCACACAUCGUGGACCACUUCUACCCGGCGCUGGAGUCCAUCGAGUACGUGCAGACCUUCAAGGGCCUGAAGGGCCGAUACGAGCAGGAGAAGGAGCGGCAGAGCCGAGGCCUGAGCAGGUACCGUAGAGACGCGCACUCCUUCGAGGAGGACGAGGACACGUGGCUGAACGAGGAGGAGGAAGAGGAGGACGUGUCCGACAUCAACAAGAGCAAGAGCGACUACGGCAAGUUCAUGGAGAGCGAGAAAGCUAAAGAGAGUCAGGACAAAGAGAACCAGCCGAAGCGCUCCACCACAGCCAGCUUUAAGUUCACCUUCGCUCAUUCAGCGGCUAACGCUAACACUAGCAACGGCUCCAAGCCUCCGCCCUCCUCCUCCUCCAGCGGCUCCAGGCCGGCAGCGCCUCCUGCUGGACACACGCCACGGACUGGACUUGUGGAUUAUCCAGAUGAUGAAGAUGAUGAAGAAGAGGAGGAGGAGGAGGAAGAGCAGGCUCCACGCAAGCGGCCCCGCCUGGGCUCAUAAAGCAGUGUGUGUGUGUGUGUGUCGGGCUGAGCGAGGAGCGCAGCAGCCAAUGACAGCAGCAGGGGCUGAUGGGAGGCUAGCAGGACUAGCCGCGCUAAUGAACGCUGGAUUGGCUGACCUCUGGGACUGAAGAGGUUUUUUAACGAGUUCCUCUGGACGUUAGUGUUUAUUAAUGAUUGACAGGAGCUCUCGCCAGUGUCGGUGCGGCCGCGCGUCGGAGAGAUGGACCUGAUCUCAGAUCAGCUCUGUCCACACAACACUCGCGGAUCACUAGCUCUUCUUGUUUUCCCCUCUUUUUUGUACAAUUUCCUAACUAGCACCACCUCCAUUAAAGAGCAUUUGUAUAAAUUUGAUAUUUUUUACAAUUUUCAGAUUAAAUUUGGUCCUGCAAUUAAACAAGGUUGUUCAUUA